Messenger RNA from Tupaia belangeri chinensis (Chinese tree shrew), 1664 nucleotides. RefSeq names its product tyrosylprotein sulfotransferase 1 (gene TPST1). Gene Ontology annotation, cellular component: Golgi apparatus. The transcript has 5 exons. The coding region runs from base 102 to 1214 and encodes 370 amino acids. Gene Ontology annotation, biological process: peptidyl-tyrosine sulfation. Gene Ontology annotation, molecular function: protein-tyrosine sulfotransferase activity. The record is from RefSeq and is a predicted model, not a curated record. Lineage: Eukaryota; Metazoa; Chordata; Mammalia; Scandentia; Tupaiidae.
AUGUUGAUCAUCUUUCUGAAGUAGAAUCUCCAUGGCCUGAACAUUUUCUGAAAAUCAUUUUAAGCAAAAUAUCAAUUUAAUAACAAGAUAACCUCAUCAAGAUGGUUGGAAAACUGAAGCAGAACUUACUAUUGGCCUGUCUGGUGAUUAGUUCUGUGACUGUAUUUUACUUGGGCCAGCAUGCCAUGGAAUGCCAUCACCGAAUAGAGGAACGUAGCCAACCAAUCAAAUUGGAGAGUACAAAGACCACUGUGCGAACCGGCCUAGACAUCAAAGCCAACAAAACCUUUGCCUAUCACAAAGAUAUGCCUUUAAUAUUUAUUGGAGGUGUGCCUCGGAGUGGAACCACACUCAUGAGAGCCAUGCUAGAUGCACACCCUGACAUUCGCUGUGGAGAGGAAACCAGGGUCAUUCCCCGAAUCCUGGCCCUGAAGCAGAUGUGGUCACGGUCGAGUAAAGAGAAAAUCCGCUUGGAUGAGGCUGGUGUCACUGAUGAUGUGCUGGAUUCCGCCAUGCAAGCCUUCUUACUAGAAAUUAUUGUUAAGCAUGGAGAGCCAGCCCCUUAUUUAUGUAAUAAAGAUCCCUUUGCCCUGAAAUCCUUAACUUACCUUGCUAGGUUAUUCCCCAAUGCCAAAUUCCUCCUUAUGGUUCGAGAUGGCCGGGCAUCAGUACAUUCAAUGAUUUCUCGAAAGGUUACUAUAGCUGGGUUUGACCUAAACAGCUAUAGGGACUGUUUGACCAAGUGGAAUCGUGCCAUAGAGACUAUGUAUAACCAGUGUAUGGAGGUUGGUUACAAGAAAUGCAUGUUAGUUCACUAUGAGCAACUUGUCUUACAUCCUGAACGGUGGAUGAGAACACUCUUAAAGUUCCUCCAUAUUCCAUGGAACCACUCAGUAUUGCACCAUGAAGAGAUGAUUGGGAAAGCUGGGGGAGUAUCUCUGUCAAAAGUGGAGAGAUCUACAGACCAAGUCAUCAAGCCAGUCAAUGUGGGAGCGCUAUCAAAAUGGGUUGGAAAAAUACCUCCAGAUGUCUUACAAGACAUGGCAGUGAUCGCACCCAUGCUUGCCAAACUUGGGUAUGACCCUUAUGCCAAUCCACCUAACUAUGGAAAACCUGAUCCCAAAAUCCUUGAAAACACUAGAAGGGUCUAUAAAGGAGAAUUUCAACUACCUGACUUUCUUAAAGAAAAACCCCAGACCGAGCAAGUGGAGUAGCGGAGCCAGAAUCCUCUUUCAUACAUGAGGAAAGACUGCUGCAUUUCCAAAGGAAGGGAAAUUUUAGGACUGGCUGUCUCCUGGCCAGAUCUCUCUGCUCCUUUGCCAGUCUCCUCCCACUGAGAGGGUGGAAAGGUCUGCACAAGUGGGGCCUGCCUGAGUGAUCUGCUUCCCGAGUAAAACGCUCUUGAUCCUAAUUACAUGCACAGCCCUGUGGAUAAGGAGCCCAGAGGGGACAUGUGCUUUCUGUUAAAACUGCUCUUGUCCUCAUCUUUUCUUACCAAAUUGCAAACUUUGUUUUCAAGGGGAGGGUUUAAAAAUGAGAUUCUGUAAACAAAACUGAGCAGUUUCAUUUUGGAAUAGGUUGUACACGUUCUAAUGUUUCGUAGAACACUUGUGCCUGUUUAAAUGUAUUGAUGUGGAUAUUAAAUAUCUUAAUUAUUUAAAUAA